UACUUCUCCGUACAUAUAACGGUGCGGGCGAGACGCACGAUACCUAAAUAAUAUGAUCCAAAUAUGAUUCUGAUGUCAGUGUACGUUCGAAUUGGCGAAAUUAUGAGACAUGUUGAAUCCAUAGGUAUUUUAAUUAUUUGGAGGGUUUUGAAAAUUUGUUCGCAAGUCCAGACCUGGGUGCGUAGCCAACGGGACAUUCGUUAACGCUCGUAGCGAACGAAAUGCAACUGUCAUUGUCGCACUAAUAUGGAAGAGUGAUAGAGAGAUAAGAUUGAAGCAUUUUUAAAUGGUUCAUUAAAAUCAUACAGGUGAACCGAAUAAUUCGGCUGAAUAUUCGGUUUGGUAAGAUCUAAACCGAACAUUCGGCCGAAUAUUCCUAUUCAGCAAACUCCUUAAAAAUAUAUGAGCACGCACUCUAGCCCUUGACAAUAGAGGUGUGUGUAGAUAUUUAUGAGCACCUCGGUUGCUACGAUAUAUCUAAUGGCGACUGUACCUAUCGACACUAGUGAGUAGGGCUAAGAUGGUCGGCUGUUUAUCAUUUGUCACCAUGGCUGUCACGUUCUAACAAGUAUGUAAGCGCGGAAGUGACGGGCAUAGUGACAAGUGAUAAAAAUUGAACCAUAAUGCUGCCGGAAUAUUAAAACUUUUUACAUUCAACAAGACGUACAUCAUGCCAUAGAUGACAUUGACAUACAGUUCAUGCAUGACAUUGACAUACUAGCUUAACUCUAGCGUAGUUCAUGAAAAUCAUUGCAAAUCCUAUCGUGACAAAAAUCCAAUGUGUUUAUUUCCUUAGGUAUGAGUGAUAACAAUUAAUAGGAAAUGCACGUUAACUCCUACGUAGCAAAAUUGGCAAGUCUGACAUCUGCCCUAAAAAAACGGCAAAUCUAUGCGGACGCCAAAUUGAAACAACAUUUCCGUAAUAUUUGCAAAAAUUUUAAAAUUGUAACAUACCGGUAGCUUCAAAGUUCAACGCAAUGCCUUUCGAUACAACUGAUCCGAAAAUAAUUAAUUUCUUAUUGGAAUGUUACGAGAAAGAGGCGCAUACACGGCUGGCAUGGCGGGAAAAGCAUUCAGAUAUGUUCCAAAAGGCAGCUACCUUCCGAAAAGAACUGAAGAACUAUACGCAUGCAGACAUCAACUACGCUUUAGCCGCCGCUGGGAUGGCGGCUACUACCCGUGACCAUAUCGAAGCCGCGAGGCAUAGACUAACAUCUUCUAAAGGGGUGAUCGUUCCAAAACGAGACGAAUACGAAUCAGCGUUGCAAAAAAUGUUCCCGGUUGAACCUGAACACGAAUCACUCAGGAUCAAAGAGGGACGUAAGGCAUAUCUAAAGAAGCGAUAUGAGUUGAGCCCUGAAGAAAAAUAUGUGUUCCCAGAAACUUCGAAUUGGAUGUAUGGGUGGAGAAUGAAGGAUAGUGAGAUGAAGGCAGUGGCUACACGAUAUCCUCGAUUAGGGCUCAUGAAAAGUGCUUUAUACAGUAAUGUUGGACCUCAACCGGAUCCUAGUUAUUAUGGAGAUCCUGCCUGCGCUAUUACGUUUUGCUCAAGAUUCACAUAAGAUAUUGGUACGUACUUUAUGAGGAAAUCAAUUUAUGUUUUUUUUUUUUUGCGUGUUGGCAGUUUUGGAUCAUUAUUAUAUCUUCAAUAUACCUACCGUUUUUAUGCA
This is a messenger RNA of Cydia pomonella (codling moth), 1670 nucleotides long. RefSeq lists its product as uncharacterized. The coding region runs from base 978 to 1562 and encodes 194 amino acids. Lineage: Eukaryota; Metazoa; Arthropoda; Insecta; Lepidoptera; Tortricidae. The transcript has a single exon. The record is from RefSeq and is a predicted model, not a curated record.